This is a messenger RNA of Erpetoichthys calabaricus (reedfish), 2943 nucleotides long. RefSeq names its product WD repeat and FYVE domain containing 1 (gene wdfy1). Gene Ontology annotation, molecular function: metal ion binding; protein binding. Bases 256 to 1488 code for a protein of 410 amino acids. The transcript has 12 exons. NCBI's taxonomy places the organism in Eukaryota, Metazoa, Chordata, Cladistia, Polypteriformes, Polypteridae. The record is from RefSeq and is a predicted model, not a curated record.
AAGGGGUGGAUGGUGAGGAUUAAAUCUUGCUUUCUAUAUCCGAAUAGAAAAGAUCACCUAUAGAUUACAAAACUAUUAUUCACUGAGGUGGUUUUAUGGUUGUCUCAGCAUUUGAUUUAUUCGAUAGAACACAGUUGAAUUGUAUUACAGUUGCGCAACUAUUACAGGAAAUACGACGAGCGACAGUUUCGGCCUGAGUAUUCUUUACCAGCUGAUCCAACUGCUACACGAAAGAAAAAAAGAAAACACAAAAACAUGGCGGCAGAGAUCCACGCCAGGCCUCAGAGCGCCAGACCCGUUCUGCUAAAUAAAGUGGAGGGGCAUCAAGACACCGUUAACGUUGCAGUGUUGAUCCCGAAAGAGGAUGGGGUAAUCACGGUGGGCGAAGACAGGACUAUAAGAGUCUGGCUCAAGCGGGACAGUGGCCAAUACUGGCCAAGUAUCUAUCACAUGGUGUCAUCUCCCUGUUCUGCUAUGUGCUAUCACCAUGACAGUAAACGCAUUUUUGUUGGCCAAGAUAAUGGUGCCAUUGUAGAGUUUGAAAUUGCUGAAGACUUUAAUAAGAUGACUUUGAUCAAAUCAUAUCCAGCACACCAAAACAGAGUGUCUGCAAUUGUUUUCUCUCUGGUGUCUGAGUGGGUCAUCAGUACUGGCCAUGACAAGACCAUCAGUUGGAUGUGCACGAGAAGUGGCACCAUGUUAGGGCGCCAUUACUUCACUUCCUGGGCCUCUACAUUACAAUAUGAUUAUGAUACAAAGCAUGCCUUUGUUGGAGACUAUUCUGGACAAAUCACUUUACUAAAACUUGAUCAGAGUAAUUAUUCUAUAAUCACAACAUUAAAAGGACAUGAAGGUAGUAUAGGAUCCUUGUGCUGGGACCCAGUCCAGCGAUUGCUUUUUUCUGGAGCUUCAGAUAACAGCAUAAUCAUGUGGGACAUUGGAGGAAGAAAAGGAAGGACACUGCUGCUUCAGGGUCAUCAUGACAAGGUUCAAGCGGUUCGCUAUUUGCAGCUUACAAGACAACUGAUUUCUUGCUCGGCUGAUGGAGGGAUAGUAGUGUGGAAUAUGGAUAUCAGAAGAGAAGAGGCACCUCAGUGGCAAGAAAGUGACUCGUGUCAGAAGUGUGAACAGCCUUUCUUUUGGAAUUUGAAGCAAAUGUGGGAUACAAAGACACUGGGCCUUCGACAGCAUCACUGUAGGAAAUGUGGGAAAGCUGUUUGUGGCAAAUGCAGCUCUAAGCGAUCUACUUAUCCCAUUAUGGGAUUUGAGUUUCAAGUUCGUGUUUGUGAUUCCUGCUAUGAGACAAUCAAAGAUGAAGAUCGAACAUCCUUGGCAUCAUUCCAUGAAGGCAAGCAUAGCAUUUUAUAUAUGAAUAUGGAUGUUUCUCGAGGACUGAUGGUGACAUGUGGAACUGACAGAGUUGUAAAGAUCUGGGACAUGACACAGUUAACUGGCUGCAGCAUAGCCACUGGCUUCUCUUCCCACUGAACUUCACAUCCCACAGUUGCUUUAGCUGAAGAAGCACUUAAUUCCAGCCUUAUCUUUUUAUUCUGGAAAAUAUUGGAAUUUCAAAAACCUUUACAUGUAAAAUUAUAUACUGAAAGAGUAAGAGAGAUGCUAAUCUGCUGUGUGAACCUGUGUUUCAAGACCUGCUCUGAAGCCCCGAUGUGCUGCAUUUGUCUCUGCUUACUGUACUUCAGUUUAUACACAUUGGUGCCAGGAGUUGUAUUCAACCUAAAGAAAACUGUAAUUCAAGAAAGAUACAGUAACAAUAAGAAAAAAAAUAGGUUCUUGAACUGUGAUAGGUACUAAUUAAUAUUUGUUGAAUCCAUGUGUAUGGCCUAAUGGAGAAAAAAAAUCCUCUUUGUUAUAGGAUUUUUGUUAUAGGAUUUGCUGAUUGAAGAGAAAUUUACACAAUUGCCUUGUGGGGUAUAGGAAAGAACACAUUUGGGAUAAUCCAGAUCAUUUUAAGACAACUAAUGUAAAAUAAAAACAUGCUUACUGCCACUAUAGGCCGAGUAUGUUCAUAAGUUCAGAGUUUUGUGUUUAAAUUACAGAAUUGAAGACAGCACUACGGAAAGGCCAUAGCCUAAUGAAACUAUAAUGUUGUUGUGCAGGAAGUACAUAACUGAUGGGGAGAUACACAAAUGACCACUUAUGUCCUUUUAUAUUCCUCUCCCCCACACACAAAAAAGUACUGAUGCAAAGAAAGUUCCAACAUAAACCACAUUUACCCGUGACCCUGUAGUUAGGGUAUAGCGGGUUGGAUGAUGGAUAUUAUUUUUAUUUUGUAUUAAAUCACUAUUGUUUGAGACAUUCUGUAAAACAUUAAAAAAAUUUCAAAAUAGGAUCAAAUAAAAUAACAAUAAGAGAAUAUUUGACUACUUGACCAACUUAAUCUAGUUAUUGUUUUAAUGUAGAUGUUUGGUUUUUAAAUUAUAUAGAGUUUCUGGAUGUUUUUCAUUCUAUUAUUAAUCUGUUGAGAUUUUAUCAUUUAUGUGUUUUAACCUCAGUUUCUGACUUACUGGUGCACAAAUAUGUUUAUUAGCAUUUCCUUAGCAGCACUCUGGAAAGCUAAAGCCAUUAUGAACAGUAUGUUAGGGGAAUAUUUGAAGGUGUAUUCAGUCUUUUGUAAGGGAGAAAGUGUUCGAUAUUUGAGUAAGCACUUGUAAGGUUUGAAGACAGUCAAAAUUAUACAAUUCAAUUUUACUUCUGAAACAUUAGAUUUAUAUUUAUUUUGAAACAACAAAAGUUUAUAAAUCCAACUCCUUUUCUUAAUUUUGGCAAUGUAAUGAUCACCUUUACUUGGUUGGGUUGCAUUUAUUGUUGAAAAUGAUUUGUCAAAUGAUGAAAAACAGGCUAAAAAAGGUGAGAGAGGUAUGCUGGUCAAUUUGAUAUGGUCAUACAUUGUACACUUCAAAAACAUUAAAUUGGAGGCCUUAA